CUGACUCGCGCCGCGCGCGGAGAGCAGGGAGCCCGCGGGCAAAGCGGGGGGUCGGGCCGCGAGCUCUCGCUUUCUUUCUUUCUCUCUUUCUCCCUUCAAAAAAAAUCCGUUGAAAGGCGUUAUGAAUUGACGAUAUCGGGACAAAUCACAGGGAUGGAGGUACAAGUUCAGUCUGAACUGCUUCAAGAAGCCAAGGAGAGUAUCGAUGCAGCAAAUAACUAUAAGGAUGAGCUACAGCAACGGUUACUAGGACUGAACCAAGCCAGAAAACAGAUAAAUGAGAGCGCCAUACAGACACGGGAUGUACUGAAGCGCCACUUCACUGAGCUGAAAGGCUCUCUGACCAAACUGCUGGCUGAUCGUUUAGCGUCGCUGCUACAGCAAGUGGAUAAGAUUGAGCAGGAAAGCAUCAAACCUCUUGAUGACUGCCAGAAACUCAUUGAGCAUGGUGUGAACACAGCUGAGGAGCUGGUGCAAGAGGGGGAGGUUGCUGUGCUCUGUGGGACAGCGGAAGAAGAGAAACUUGGAAAUUUUACAAAAAAAGCUUUGCAAAUUCAACUCGACAGUUUGCCAGAAGUGCCUUCACUGGUGGAGGUACCGUGUUUAUCGGCUCAGCUGGAUGAAUCCUUCCUGAGUUCUGUGAGAGAGCGAAUCUUCAGCCAUGGGGCGGUAGCCUCCCAGCCUCCCGUGCAGAUAGAGGAACUGACAGAGAGGCCUGGGGGAAUCCUCGUUCGGUGGUGCAAGGUUGACGAUGACUUUGCAACCCAGGAGUACCGCCUUCAGCAUUGCAAAAGCUCCUCCAACCAUUUUGAAGACGCCUACAUUGGACCCGAAACUGAAUUUAUAGUUUUGCACAUUGACCCGCACAUUGAGUAUUGGUUCCGAGCCUGUGCUCGGGGAGAGGGGCGGCGGGAAUGGAGUCCUUGGAGCAUCCCACAGACUGCACAUACCACUCUCACUCCUCACGAAUGGAUCACAGGCUGCGAGGGGUUCAGUCUGAGCAGCCGCAGAGAUAUAGCUCUCAGGAAUGACUCUCCGAGCAGUGGUGUUUUGUAUUCUAAGGAACCGACGUACACCAGUGGCCAGACCCUAACGUUCAAAGUAGAAGCAGUGGGAUUGGCAGACAAGCGGGACAGUAUUGGGGUGUGCAUGGAUCGUCAGAACGGACAUGACUCUCUCCAGCGAGACCGGGCUGUCUGCAUCAGUUCUAAUGGAGCAGUAUUUGUGAAUGGUAAAGAAAUGACCAAUCAACUACCUGGUGUUUCCAUUGGUUCUUCAGUGACCUUUGACGUGGAAGUUGUGAACUUGGGCUCAUCAAUAACCGACAGUACAAACUUCAAGCUUCGAGUGAUCAUAAGUUCUGGGAAUCGAGAAGUUGUGUUUGAUUGGGUGCUCGAUCAGCCAUGUGAGGCCUUGUAUUUUGGCUGCUCAUUUACUUACGCAGGCUGGAAAUUGCUAGUAUUUUAGAUCCUAAGGAGGUACACACAAUUGAUGUCCUGCUUUUCUAUAAUACAGUGGAACAAAGAAGUUUCAAAGAAUACACUUAGUGAAAAUCCUGCUUUAAUUGGAAAAGCUACUGGAGAUAUUGGGUGGGAGGGCAGUUGGAAAGACAAAACAGAAUGUAGUUUUGUUGGGCUUAAAGUAAUGUUUAAGCAAGUGCUGUGUGUGUAACAAUAUAAGAGAGAUGAAGAGGCCAGUUUUUUUGGCCACAGGGUCAGUGAUUUAAAUUCUUCAUUGUUUGUGUGGUCAGAUUAAUUUGGAAUGAUAAUGCAGGAAGUUCUGGAAUUUUCAGAAUUUGUUUGUGGUCAGCUUGGUUGCUACACAGGUUACCUUUUAAAGUGAGAUUGUUGUUGAUUAUUUUUUGGGGGGAAAGAGCACAGAAGUCUUGGUGGUAUGAAAUGAUCAACAUUGUUUUGAAUAUGGCCCAAGCUCCUAGUAUUAUUGAGACCAAACUCUUUGCAUUAGAACAUGUGGUCCAACUUACAACCUCAAAAUGUCUUUUGUCACUUGUACAUUUAAGCUUAAAGCUUUUUUUAAAAAAUAUAUUUACUUGACCAACUUUUGAUGGCCCAUUUGUGUUACAUUAGUGGGCUGUGGUUGGAUUACAAGGGUGUUCAGUUGUAUCCCAUGUGGCCUUUCUAUAGAACAAUCUCAUUUUCAGAUACUCUCUAGUUGAGUCUAUAAGCUCAAAACUACCUAUGUACCAGACACAGGGCAAAACUGCGUGGGAAGUGUCAGUAUUAGAGCCCCUCAAGGCUGCUGGUGCCAGUUUUUUUUUCCCCCACCACUGACUUCACCUUCAGAAGCAAAAUAAAUAUUGUAUGAAAGUGAUUUACCAGAGUAGCACUCUGAUCUUAAUGUACUGUGAACAUAGUACUUGCACUUUUGGGGACUUUUGACAUCUCUUCGGGUAGGAAUUAUUUGAAAAUUCCAUUUUUACCAAAAGUCAUUUGCACUAGUGCCUUAGUUUGUGGAUUUAAGUAUCCUUUUCUGUGGGACAAUCAAUGUUAAGUGCCUAUGGUCAUAAUUCAUGAAAUAUUCAAUAGUGAGGUUUCAAUCAGCUGAAUACCUUAAUAUUGAUCAUGCGUUGGGAUUUCAGUCCAACUUAAAUUGUACUUGAAACAAAUGGAUUUUAGAAAGUUACUUUGACAGUGAACCAAUUAGGGGUGAAUUUUGGUUAUAACUGCAUGGUUAGUUUUAUACCAUUUGCAAUGCAAUUCAAAUCUUUUUACAUUACUAUUAUAAGCCAUGGCAAUGCUAAGCUGACCAGUUCCACGAAAGCCUCGCUUUAUGCAACCACUCCAAUGGAACAAAACUGCAGAUUGAUCAGGGUUUUAGUAUUGUGCUCUUACCUCAUGUAAACGUUUUGUGAACUGUCUGCAGCUUAGCAGCAGCGACUCAUGUUUGGCUUCAACCUAUUUGCAAAGAAAUUUUCUAAUAAAGUGUAAUUUGUUACCUUA
This is a messenger RNA of Callorhinchus milii (elephant shark), 2960 nucleotides long. It is a transcript of the gene crlf3, whose product is annotated as cytokine receptor-like factor 3. The record is from RefSeq and is a predicted model, not a curated record. Lineage: Eukaryota; Metazoa; Chordata; Chondrichthyes; Chimaeriformes; Callorhinchidae. Bases 154 to 1467 code for a protein of 437 amino acids. Gene Ontology annotation, molecular function: protein binding. The transcript is spliced from 9 exons.